Messenger RNA from Colletotrichum navitas, 486 nucleotides. RefSeq lists its product as uncharacterized. The record is from RefSeq and is a predicted model, not a curated record. The transcript has a single exon. The annotation marks the transcript as partial. Lineage: Eukaryota; Fungi; Ascomycota; Sordariomycetes; Glomerellales; Glomerellaceae.
GAGGCGGAGAAAGAGCAGCGCCUUUUCAGCGAGCUGCUUGGAGACUCCAGAUACAAGCCCCUUGGUCGUCAGCUUGAUGCCAGAGCCCAUCGUCUUAUCGCUGCAAUUGAAGACGUCGACUAUGCAGAGAUAUUAUUCCAAGAACUCUGCACCAAAGACAUUACUAUGAUUACUGGCGAGAGGGGCUCAGAAGAGGUACACGAGGGCGUGGAAGAAGUCAUCGACUUCUGCAUCUCUAACAUUGAGACUAUCCGCAUCAUCACUACCAUAGUAGAUCGAGGUCGCAUCACCUGCCCCGUCAAAGUUUACAAUCGUUUGGAUGCGUCCACCUACAAGCAGCAACGGAUGGUCAUGAUCUUCGAUGCUGACGAUAGCGGCAAGAUCAAGAGACUCGAGAUGAGACUCCUUGGCGAGGUCGAGCAUAAAACAGGCUGUGUGUGGGGAGGUGAGGAAGCCCAUGAGGAACUACAGGCAGACAACGGCCUU